Molecule: messenger RNA, 1689 nt
Organism: Mycena citricolor
Lineage: Eukaryota; Fungi; Basidiomycota; Agaricomycetes; Agaricales; Mycenaceae
Source: the annotation of a GenBank genome assembly
AGUGCAAGUGAGGAUCGACUCCGUAAAGUCAACAAGCUGCGUAUAAGGUACCAGACAUCAUGGUAUCUUGUAGGCUGCAUCUCGAAAUCGAGGUGUGCCGUGGCUGUACUCUCAACACGUGCUUUCGAUCAUCCGAGAGCGUCACUUUGCUACGCCCCCUCAGGCUUUCACCCGCACUGGCAAGACGACGUAGAAAUGGAUGCCGAACACUAACUUCUCGAACGCCAAUCGUCUCAAGGGUCAAUUCGUGAUGAACGGCAUUCUAGGCGGCGUCCCCGUUUUGAUGUCCGCGUCGCGCAUGCAUAUAAAUUGAUGCGUCUGACAUGCAAAAUUUCGACCCUUCGACCCUCUAUGCGGGAUUUCCCGCCUGAGCUGGUGGAAUUCACGCUCGACUUCCUCCACGAUGACCGCCAGUCGCUCGUCCGCUGCAGCGAGGUGUGUCGCAGCUGGGUUCCGCCGUCCCGCUUCCAUCUCUCCUCGCUCGUCUUCCGGCUGCUCAGCUUCUGCGGGUCGUCCGCCCUGACCAACGCUCCCAAUCACUCCGACACGUGGCUCCUCGACUUGCUGUCCAGUCCCUUGUGCACCUUCGCGCCUUUCGCCGCCCGCCGUAUCUGCAUCUGCUCCGUCAGCUCGGCUGCAGCGCUACAGGAGCUCGACAGAAGCAAACUAUCGCGCUGCCCGGACUCGGUGUUUGCGUACGCCCGCGCGCUGCACCUGAAAAGUUCACUUUGGGAUGCGGACAUGGCGGCCAUCGCCGCGGGAAGCAAGCUCAAUCCCAUGACGUGCGCGAAUCUGACGGAGAUGACCUUGUCGUGUGUUUGGUUCCAGUCAGUGCGGGACUUCACGGCCCUGCUUGCCUCGUUCCCAGGCAUCAGGCGCUUGCGGUUGGACAGGGUCCAUUGGAGGGAUGUAGAGGAAGGGCGCUUGGUGGCACCCAGCAUUGAGUGCAUGAGGGAUCUGAGAAUCCUGCAUGUGGACUAUGGCUGCUCCCGUGUAGUCGAUUUCCUGCGCCAUCUCAAACCUGGAGCGCUCCCUCACCUAUCCGCAUUCCACCUCAAAUCGGCGGACGUGGAGCUUGAUCCGUCUCUCGACAUGACAGAGUUCAGUCCCGUGUUCGCUCCUGCGCUCGAGCAGGUCGAAGUCGGCUUCUAUGUGCUGAACCCAUCCAGCCUCCGCAAAUACCGGGUCAACUUGUCCUGCAAUACGAGCCUGCGCAGUCUCCAUCUUAGUCAGAUACAUCUGCAAGGUCCCGGGUCUUCUAUCACUGACCGCGACUACGUCGACUGGAUCACAGCGAUUCUCUCUUCCGUCCACUCAGUGUUUAUCCAAAACAUUAGAUUCGGUAUCUGGAUGAACGCUGCGGAGGAUCUCGACAGCCUGAACUGGACUGAGAUCGGCCGGACUUUGAGAUCAGCUGCCUUCGGUACCCUUCAGCUCGUACAGAUCGAGCUGUUCGGGCUGUGGUGCACGGAUGAGGAGAAGGAACACACAGAGAAGCGGGUGUCGGAAGGUUUGGGCACAGGGAUGGUAUACAAUUUGACUUUCGUUUGGCAUUGAUUCGGCCAUCGCAUGGCCGGUCAUACUUAGAACUCUUGUUAUAAUAUAGCAGUAGGCACCACUAAUACUGAGACUUGGAAACUUCCCAGCCCGUUUCAGACGGAGACGGAUACUAGCCAUUUAUUCAUGACU